UGUUCACUGUUCUGCUGCUUAAUGCUUUAAACUACUACUGUAAUCGUCUCUCUCCACUCUCUCGAUCUACAUAUGAGUCUUCGUCACCAGUGAUGUAACUCUUUCACUAAAUCGAAUAAUCACAUAGAAACCCAUCAACCAAUCUUCAAUAUUCAUCUUCUCUUUCAAUCAAAGUUUCAAUCUUUGUCCUAAAAAACAAAUUCAAUUGUCGCGACUCGCAAGUUCCUGUCUUUUUUUUUUUUCUUUCUCCAGACCAAAGAAGGCUUCCACUGUUCUUGUCAGUAUGAAAACGGUAAUAAAGCUUCUUCCUUUGAUCUCUCUAGCAUUUUUUGGGUUCUUCUCUUCUCUUGUAAUUGCUUCCUUCUCGGAGUUAGAGUCCGCUCCUGUUUUUGAAUCAAUCGGCGAUGAAUCAUCAUCAUCCGCACCUAAGAUUAGUUACGACCGGAUCAAUGAAGUGAAGCGAAAGUGCAAAUCUGUUUUAUCUUCAGCUUCUGAAUUGAAGCUCGAAGACCUCUCUAUGGCUCCAAGAAAAUCCAAAAAAAGACUUAGUUUCCGAUACGGAGAUUGGAAUCAAGAUUCUGGUGAUUCUCCGAUUCUACCGUUUGAUUCGACGAACACACCUAAGAACUCGUCGACGAAGCCUAUGAAUCUUGUUUCUUUCUCAGUCACAGAUCUAGAUCUCCCACAUCGAACCAAGAGAUACGUAGGCGUCAAUGGUGUUUUGCUACUCGCGAUCACAAUGUUCAACGAGUUGCCAAGCUUGAGAUCUUACUAUGGGAUCCGUGAGUUUGAGUUAUGGCCUAGUCACACUCAGCUUAAGAUCUCCUUCCAAGGGGUUUAUUUUGAGAACAGUGGUGAUGAUGAGAGAGUGUUGUGUAUGCUUGGUGAAACAAUGUUGCCUUCUCGUGACGAAUCUGAAUCUUCUACUGAUCCAUGGAAAUGGGUUAAGGAACAUGACACACCUCCGCUGUUACAAGAUGAUCAGAUUCUUCUUCUUCUUCGGUAUCCGAAAAGAUUCACAUUGACUAAUAGAGUGAUCCGAGGAGAGCUUACAAGUCUAAACCAGAAGCCUAGUCUUAAGUUUUUCGACAAGAUCCAUCUUUCUUCUCAGCUUGGGAAAUCUGUUCGGUACGAUUUUGUCUCAAACGAUUUGGUAUCAAAGGCUUGUGAUCCGUAUCCUUAUAAAAACGAAACCUUUACGAGUUCUGGAAGUGGUAUCAAUGUCUAUGAAGGGAAAGGGUUUUGUGAUCUUCUCCAAAGAGUUGCUAACCGCUCGCCUCUCACGGUUGUCCCUAACUGGAAAUGUAACGGCACAGAUGAGUACUGCCGCAAAUUGGGUCCGUUUGCGUCUGAUGGUGAUAUUAAAUCAACGGAUGGUAGCUUUAAAGAUGUGAAGCUGUAUAUGCAGAACAUACAUUGUGAGGAAACUGCAGCUCAGUCUGAAACAGAUGCUGUUACAAAAGUCUCAGCGGUUUUUCGUGCUGUUCAUCCGAAUGAGAAUCUUUACAUUUCAGGGUUGAGGUCAGGGAUAGACAAUAUGACUGUUACAGCUGAAGGGAUGUGGAAGCCUUCGAGCGGGCAGUUAUGUAUGGUUGGUUGCAGGAGUGGUCAGGUAGAUGGCUGCAACGCUCGUGUUUGUUUGUAUAUUCCAACUACCUUUUCGAUAAGGCAGCGAAGUAUACUCGUUGGAACGUUCUCUUGCUUAAAUACCGAAAAGAACUUGACUCCUUCUUUCUUCCCUUUAUCCUUUGAGAAGCUUGUGGAGCCUAUGGAUAUGCAAAACUACUUCCAGUCUUCGGAUUCGAAACCGUUUUAUAGUUACUCGAAGUUAGACAAAGCUGGUGCUAUCCUUGAGAGAAACCAAGAGUUCUCUUUCGGAACCAUAAUCAAGAAGUCUGUAAUGUGGUUUCCAAAGUUGGAAGAUUCUGAUGACUUGCUUACAAGUCUUUCUCAUUUAGCUGAGGACUUGACUUUCCAUACCCCUGCAUUUACUGACAAGCUGGCCUCAGGGACUAACUUCGGCAUGGAUGUUCUCUCGCUAGGUCCUUUAUUCGGACUUUUCUGGCGUACGAUGAACGUUUCUAUUCCACAACAGACUGCUCCUUACCGCACAAAAGCUGAGUACACUGAGAAACAGCUUCUUCUGAAUGUAUCAGCUCAAAUGUCACUUACAGGGGAAAAUUUUGGUAACUUCUCUGUUAUUUACUUGGAAGGUCUUUACGAUGAGCAUGUUGGGAGAAUGUAUCUUGUGGGAUGCAGAGAUGUGAGAGCUUCUUGGAAAAUCUUGUUCGACAGUGCUGAUCUUGAAGCUGGGCUGGAUUGUUUGAUCGACGUGGUGGUUUCUUAUCCACCCAUCAAAUCACGUUGGUUGGCUGAUCCAACUGCUAAGGUUUCUAUAUCAAGCAAAAGACCAGAAGAUGAUCCUCUCUAUUUUAAACCGGUGAAGCUCAAAACAACUCCUAUCUUUUACCGAAGACAACGUGAAGACAUUCUUUCUCGUGCAGGCGUUGAAGGGAUCUUACGGGUUCUCACCCUUACAUUUUCUAUCGGUUGCAUCACUAGCCAGCUUUUUUACGUCGGUAGCAAUACAGACUCGCUUCCUUUUGUUUCGCUUGUAAUGCUAGGAGUUCAAGCUCUAGGGUAUAGCUUGCCGUUGAUCACUGGAGCUGAGGCUCUCUUUAAAAGAAAACAAGCUUCAGCAACAACAUAUGAAACACCUUCAUUUGAGUUACAGAGAAGUCAAUGGUUCAAUGUGAUUGAUUACACUGUGAAGCUACUUGUGAUGGUUUGCUUCCUACUAACGCUAAGGCUUUGUCAGAAAGUGUGGAGGUCUCGUGCAAGACUGCUCACUCGAACACCUCAAGAACCUCAUAAAGUUCCAAGUGAUCGUCGUGUACUUCUCAUUGCCUUGAUCUUACACGCACUAGGAUACAUACUCGCUUUGAUUCUACAUCCCGCAAGAACAGAUAGAUUAGUUGUUGGAAGUUACGCACCUGCUGCUUCAAAUUGGUGGCAAACCGAAACAGAGGAGUACAUUGGUUUGGUUCAAGAUUUCUUCCUGCUCCCUCAGGUUAUUGCUAAUGUUAUGUGGCAGAUUGAUUCACAGCAGCCACUAAGGAAGCUAUACUACUUUGGGAUCACUCUUGUCAGGCUUUUCCCUCACGUCUAUGACUACAUCAUUGGUUCUGUUCCUGAUCCUUACUUCAUGGGAGAAGAACACGAGUUUGUUAAUCCGAAUUUCGAAUUCUUCUCUAAGUUUGGGGAUGUCGCGAUACCUGUUACCGCGAUACUACUUGCUGUCAUUGUGUUUGUUCAGCAGAGAUGGGACUAUGAUAAGCUUUCCCAAGCUUUAAGCUUUGGACGGUUUAGGAUUCUCCCUUCUCGUUCUGUUAAGUAUGAGAGAGUAAUGUCUGAAUCCGAAAUGGUUUCUGGAGUCCGUGUCAAUGGAAAUCACAGUGAUGAUGAAUGAUUUUUUCCUUCUUGUUUUUGUGUAUUAGUUGAUGUAUGAUUACACACCAAGCAAUUGAUCGUGUCCUUGUUGUGACUUAAUGUCCAAGUUUGUAUAUAUGUUUUCCAGAGUAAGAUUACACUUAUUUUU
Camelina sativa (false flax) is the source of this 3598-nucleotide messenger RNA. NCBI's taxonomy places the organism in Eukaryota, Viridiplantae, Streptophyta, Magnoliopsida, Brassicales, Brassicaceae. The record is from RefSeq and is a predicted model, not a curated record.